This is a messenger RNA of Athene cunicularia (burrowing owl), 1547 nucleotides long. RefSeq names its product acrosin-like. Gene Ontology annotation, biological process: proteolysis; acrosome reaction. The transcript has 5 exons. Gene Ontology annotation, molecular function: serine-type endopeptidase activity. Bases 1 to 1101 code for a protein of 366 amino acids. Lineage: Eukaryota; Metazoa; Chordata; Aves; Strigiformes; Strigidae. The record is from RefSeq and is a predicted model, not a curated record.
AUGGAUCUGCUCCGUCUCCUCAUCGUGCUGGCCCUGUGCUGGCCUGCGCAGGGCACCUGGGACAGCUGUGGGGGGACCUGCGGGCUCCUGAACAUGGCUGCUGAAGACGGGACCUCGCCUGUGCUCGGGGGAAAAGACGCCCUGGCAGGGCCCCAGCCCUGGAUCGUCAGCAUCCAGGACCCCUGGGCAGCAGGCACCGGACAUGUGUGUGGAGGGUCCCUCAUAAGCCCACAGUGGGUCCUGACAGCAGCCCACUGCUUCCUCGAGGCCAGGAACAUCACCAUGUGGCGCGUGGUGGUCGGGGCCACCCGCUUGACCCAGCUGGGCCCGGAGGCCCAAGUGCGGAAUAUCAAGCGGCUUCUGGUUCACGAGGACUAUGGGAACAUCCCGCACAGGCAGGACAUUGCGCUGCUGGAGUUGGACCAGCCUGUGCAGUGCAGCAGCUCCAUCCAGCUCGCCUGCGUGCCCGACGCCUCGCUGAACGUGUCCGAGCUGACGACCUGCUACGUCAGCGGCUGGAGGGCCUCGACGGCGAGCGAUGUAAGAACAGUGGAUGUGCUGCAGGAGUCCAAGGUCCACCUCAUCGACCUCAACGUCUGCAACACCAGCCGGUGGUAUGCAGGGGCCCUCCACCCCCACAACCUGUGCGCUGGCUCCCCGCAGGGCGGCAUCGACACCUGCCAGGGGGACAGCGGUGGUCCUCUCGUCUGCAAAGACAGCACUGCUGACUACUUCUGGCUCGUUGGGGUGACCAGCUGGGGGACAGGCUGCACGAGAGCAAACAGGCCUGGAAUCUACACCUCCACUCAGCACUUUUACAGCUGGAUCCUCGAACAGAUGGGGCUGAGCCCCGAAGUAACGGCAGCUCCAACGCCACAGCCAGCCUUCCCCUCAACCCCCUUGCAGACGCCAAGGCCAACACCAACACCAUCAGGCGGGUUCAGCUCUGACACCCUUCGACCCCAGAAGAUGGUGGAAUUCUUCACUUGGUUGCAGGAGCUGGUGCUGAACCUGUGGGAAGGGCUGAGCAGCAGGAUGGAGAGGAUCCAGUGCAGGCUGCAGUGCACCACGGCCACCUCCUGCAGGGGCUCUGCCUGCUGAGCCAAGGGCAGCCUCAGCGUCAGCGGCCUGCUCGGUCCUGCCCACGCCCCUCCGCCUGCACAAAAAAAUGACUUUUUCUUAGUUGUUGAAUAAAGUUGCCAUGUUGCACAGCUCACCAGGCUUCGGUUCCAUUCCGUCUCCUGUGCAAGGCAAGGAUUCCAUGCCCGGCCCCUGCAAAGUGAGGCUGCAGGCAGCCAAGUGGGGCACAAAGGGGAAGAGUGACUCCGAGGGGUGACCCCGAGCCUGGUCGGAGGGGAGGGUCAGGGUGCAGUGGGAGAAGGGACCACUGGUCACAGGGCCGAGAGGUCUUGGGGACAGCAGCUGGAACACAGAGUGUCUUAGGGCGGGUGCUGGUGGGACCCCGGUGUGCGUGUGUACAGGGCUCCAGUGGGCUUGAACCUGAACUCUGGUGACCCGGGAGACACGGCUCUGGACAGAGCCAGGCU